Molecule: messenger RNA, 3834 nt
Organism: Choloepus didactylus (southern two-toed sloth)
Lineage: Eukaryota; Metazoa; Chordata; Mammalia; Pilosa; Megalonychidae
Gene: PTPRH
Product: protein tyrosine phosphatase receptor type H
Exons: 20
Coding region: 64-3396 (1110 amino acids)
Biological process (GO): protein dephosphorylation
Molecular function (GO): protein tyrosine phosphatase activity; protein binding
Source: RefSeq, a predicted model, not a curated record
GUGAAAGUCCGACAGGUGGUGGGUGUUGGCUGGGUUCCUGGUCCCUCGGCAGUGCCUGCAGACAUGCCCGGGGCUGACGGGGGCCUCAGGGCCUGGGGGUGCCUGCUGCUGCUGGGCUUGUGCGUCUGGACGAGGACCAGGGCGGAUGCUCCCAGCCCCGUCAGAAACCUGACUGUGGAGGCUCAGACCAACAGCUCCAUCACCCUGAGCUGGGCAGCCCCUGAGAGCCCAGGCCUUGAGAACCACACCUACAGUGUCCAGUGCACGGGAGAAGGUGGUAAAAAUGAGACCCAAAACACGACAGACACCAGGAUCACAGUGGACGGACUUGAACCCGCGUCUUUAUAUAACUUUUAUGUGUGGGCAGAGAAGGAUGGAGUGAAGAGCUCCUGGGAGGCUCUCAAUGCCUCCACAGCCCCCAACCCCAUCAGAAAUCUGACCGUGGAGGCUCAGACCAACAGCUCCGUCACCCUGAGCUGGGCAGCCCCCGAGAGCCCAGGCCUUCGGAGCUACACCUACUGGGUCCAGUGCACUGGAGAAGGUGGUAAAAAUGAGACCCAAAACACGACAGACACCAGGAUCACAGUGGACGGACUUGAACCCACGUCUUUGUAUAACUUUUAUGUGUGGGCAGAGAAGGAUGGGGCAACGAGCCUCCAGGAGACUCUCAAUGCCUCCACAGCCCCCAACCCCAUCAGAAAUCUGACCGUGGAGGCUCAGACCAACAGCUCCGUCACCCUGAGCUGGGCAGCCCCCGAGAGCCCAGGCCUUCGGAACUAUACCUACUGGGUCCAGUGCAUUGGAGGAGGUGACAAAAAUGAGACCCAAAACACAACAGACACCAGGAUCACAGUGGAUGGACUUGAACCUGCAUCUAUGUAUAACUUUUAUGUGUGGGCAGAGAAGGAUGGAGUGAAGGGCUCCCAGGAGACUCUCAAUGCCUCCACAGCCCCCAACCCCAUCAGAAACCUGACUGUGGAGGCUCAGACCAACAGCUCCAUCACCCUGAGCUGGGCAGCCCCCGAGAGCCCAGGCCUUCAGAGCUACACGUACUGGGUCCAGUGCACUGGAGAAGGUGGUAAAAAUGAGACACAAAACACGACAGACACCAGGAUCACAGUGGACGGACUUGAACCCGCAUCAUUGUAUAACUUUUAUGUGUGGGCAGAGAAGGAUGGGGCACCGAGCUCCCGGGAGACUCUCAAUGCCUCCACAGUUCCUAACCCAGUGACGAGUCUCAGGAUGGAGAACCAGACCAACAGCUCCAUCACCUUGAGCUGGACAGCUCCCCAGGGCCCUGACCGCCCACUCUACACCUACUGGGUCCAGUGGUUGAGGGAUGACAUCAUACAAGGGAACCAAAGCACCUCAGAGACCUGGGUCACAGUGGAGAACCUGGAUCCUGGGGCACAGUACAUCUUUACCCUGUGGGCCCAGAGGAAUGGUGUCAUGAGUGAGAACCAGCAGAUUACUGAGGCUACAGUUCCUAACCCAGUGAUGAGUCUCAGGAUGCAGGACCGGACCAACAGCUCCAUCACCUUGAACUGGACAGCUCCCCAGGGCCCUGACCACCCACCCUACACUUACUGUGUCCAGUGGGUUGAGGAGGGCAUGGCCAAUGAAACCCAAAACAUCUCAGACACCGAGAUCAUGGUGAAGAACCUGAAUGCUGGGAGCCUGUACACCUUCAGCAUCUGGGCCAUGAGGAAUGGAAUCAGCAGCAAGAACCAGACUCUCACUGAGGCUACAGUUCCCAAUGAGGUCACAGAUCUGAAGAAUGAAACUCAGACUAACAACUCAGUCACCCUAAAGUGGAACCCCCCUGAAGACCCUCACUCUCAGCUCUACAUAUACCAAGUCCAGUGGGCCAGAGAACAGCCCCAACAGGAUCAAGAUCCCCAAGGAGAUCAGGCCAAUCAGACAGACAAGACCAAUGAGACUUCGUACAUGGUGAAGGCCCUUGAACCUGGGACUCUGUACAACUUCAGUGUGAGGGCAGAGAGGGACAACACAACCAGCUCCUCACAGCACCUCUGUGCAUCCACAGCCCCAGCCCCUGUCACCAUCACCUCCUGUGUCAGCACCUCGGGGGGCUACGGGGUCACCCUGACCUGGUCCUGCCCCCAGGGAGGCUACGAGAACUUCACCUUGGAGGUGGGUGGUCAGCAGCAGAUUGAAGACAGGUUAUCCUGUGAGAAGCAUGUGUCCGUGUCAGGCCUGCAGCCAGCUCGGUCCUAUCCAGCCACAAUCAGUACCACCUGGGAUGGAAUUAGGGCACACUCUGCCCCAGUGACCUGCUACACCGAGAGUGCAGGGGUCAUUGCUGGGGCCAUUGUUGGAGUCCUUCUAUUUCUCAUCCUGGUGGGCCUGCUGAUUUUCCUCCUGAAGAGAAGGAGAGGGAAGAGCCAGGAGCAGCAAGCCUCCAGGAAACUGGUCUUAAGCUCCCCAGGAGACAUCCUUGCUGCAGACUUUGCUGACCACAUCAGGAGGAAGGAGAAGGACAGCAAUUACGGCUUUGCAGAGGAGUACCAGCAACUGGCCCUGGAGGGCUACAGCCAGCCUCAGGCCGUGGCGUCUGGCCCGGAGAACAGAGUCAAGAACCGCUACCGAAACGUGCUGCCCUAUGACUGGUCCCGGGUGCCCCUGGAGCCCCUCCAUGGGGAGCCGGGCUCUGACUACAUCAACGCCAGCUUCAUGCCGGGGCUCUGGAGCACCCAGGAGUUCAUCGCGGCCCAGGGCCCCCUCCCCCAGACCGUGGGCGACUUCUGGCGAAUGGUGUGGGAGCAGAGGUGCCGCACCCUGGUCAUGCUCACCAACUGCGUGGAGUCCGGCCGGGUGAAGUGUGAGCACUACUGGCCCCUGGACGCUCAGCCGUGCACCCACGGGCACCUGCAGGUGGUCCUGGUGGGUGAGGAGGUGCAGGAGCACUGGACCGUACGGGACCUUCAGCUUCUCCACAUGGAAGAGCAGGAGACCCUGUCCGUCCGUCAGUUCCACUAUGUGGCCUGGCCAGACCACGGAGUCCCCCAGUCCCCAGACCCCUUGCUGGCCUUCUGGAAGAUGCUCCGGCAGUGGCUGGACCAGACCGCGGGGCAAGGCCCACCCAUCGUGCACUGCAGUGCCGGGGUGGGCCGCACGGGCACGCUCAUCGCCCUGGACGUCUCGCUGCGGCAGCUGGAGUGCGAGGGUCUCGUGGGACCCUUCAACUUUGUGAAGAAGAUGAGGGAGAGCCGUCCCUUGAUGGUGCAGACGGAGGCCCAGUACGUGUUUCUGCACCAGUGUAUCUUGAGGUUCCUCCAGCAAGCAGCCCCAGUUCCGGCUGAGAAGGGGGCUGCACGUGAGGACCUUCUCUACGAGAACAUAGCUGCCAUCCGGGCCCAUGAGUGGGAGGCCUAAGCCCGGAUUCCUGGAUCCCUGGGAGAGGACAGGGCUGGGAGCCUGAACUCCUGUUUCCCAGGGGCAGAAGGAUCUGGUGGGCUUGGGCUCACGGGUCCUGCGGAAGGUGGGCCCCGGAUUCCUGGUUCCUUGGAGGGGGAGAGGGCUGGGAGCUGGCAUUUCCUAGUCCUUUGAAGGAGACAAAGGUCCCAGGCGCCAAGGUCUCAAGGAGGGGAGCUGGAAUUCCAAGGCAAGAGGGAAUUAGGGCCCAGAAUUCCAGCUGCCCGAGGAGCAACAGCGGGCAGGAACCUGUCCAGCUUUUACUUCAGCCGCCAAAUCAGUCUUGUGUGCUCUGGGGUUGAAGGGGUCCCUCUGACAAGGCCCUCCUGCACCUCGCUGCCUGUAUGUAUUUUUCUUUCUAUCCCAUAAUUUAUUAAAUUAUUAACUGCUCUCCCAAGA